Caenorhabditis elegans is the source of this 1004-nucleotide messenger RNA. RefSeq names its product Serpentine Receptor, class H (gene ZK105.8). The record is from RefSeq and is marked reviewed. The coding region runs from base 84 to 1004 and encodes 306 amino acids. Lineage: Eukaryota; Metazoa; Nematoda; Chromadorea; Rhabditida; Rhabditidae. The transcript has 5 exons.
AAUCAAAUUUUUAGUCAUUCAAUUUUAGACGUCUUACUGCGUUGAUCACUUGUUAAGUUACUCUUAGCAAAAACCAUACUUCCAUGAAUUUCGAUGCAACUGCACAAACACGAUUUUAUUUUUAUACUGGUAUUAUUUGUGUAAUUAACAAUUCCAUAGCUAUUUAUCUACUGAUCUUCAAAUCAGGAAAUAUUGGAACAUAUCGGUAUUAUAUGCUUUAUUUUCAGAUAAUGUGUAUACUUCUUGAUAUUCAUUUAACUUUACUUGUUGCUCCAAUAACAUAUUUUCCAGCUUUAAUUGCAGUUUCAAAUGGGAUAUAUUCGAAGUGGUUCUCAAUUAGAACCCACUUUCAAAUUAAUAUGAUCCUUAGCUUGAUUGUGCUCCAAAUUUGCUCACUUUUAUGCAGUUUUAUGAGGAAACACCAGAGUGUCGCAAUGAUUGAUCAAAAGCGAAUCAUGGAUCCUGUGAAAAAGUAUUUAAUAAAAGGUUUUCUACACAUUCCACCAAUUCUCGUUUGCGUAUCUUUCGCACUUUCAAAUCUGGACAAAUCCGAAGAAACAAAAAUUGCAAAAGAAAAAUUCCCGUAUUUGCUGCCAUUGCUGAUUUUGCCAAAUGUAGAGAUGUACUCCGAUUCUUCAAUUCCUAUUAUUUUAACUCUAAUCUUCAUGAUAUUCACUUUUGUUUUAUAUUGUUCUUUAAUUCUAUAUUUCUAUUUUCAAAUCUUAUAUAUGUUGCAUGGCCAUAGGAAGUUUAUGGCGGCCAAGACUUAUUCAAAACAUAUAUCCGCAAUGUUCAGCUUGGUGGCACAAUUAUUUGUGUUAAUCGUUUGGCUUGCUAUACCCGUCGGACUUCUUUUAGCUGAUGUAAUUUUACAAGUAACAGGCUUUGAACUUAUCGGAAAUCUUCUCAUCUGCUUAUUUUCAACUCAUUCUAUUGUCAGUACUAUUGUAUUGGUUGCUACUUUUCCUGCAUUUCGGCGAAUUAUUUUUUGUCAAAGAAAGUGA